Messenger RNA from Topomyia yanbarensis, 1478 nucleotides. Its product is annotated as aquaporin AQPAe.a-like. Bases 431 to 1183 code for a protein of 250 amino acids. Gene Ontology annotation, biological process: transmembrane transport. Lineage: Eukaryota; Metazoa; Arthropoda; Insecta; Diptera; Culicidae. The transcript is spliced from 4 exons. Gene Ontology annotation, molecular function: water channel activity. The record is from RefSeq and is a predicted model, not a curated record. Gene Ontology annotation, cellular component: plasma membrane.
ACACCGUACCAACCGAAACGAACGAUUUGUCGCUGCUUGUGAAUGUGGGCACUACCGAGAUACGGUAGCACAAAAGUGCACCACCUCAAGAAGCUCCAUUAUCAGUAAGUAGGAACGUACGGUGGCGAUACGGCGCGCGGAACUUGGCUACUGCGCGCGCGAUUGUUUUAAACCGAUCUUCGACUCGGAUCGUCCGGUAGAAAACAGUCCAUUUUCGACGGUGGAAGGCACAGGAUUAGCAUCAGGAUUCCUCGCCAUCAGCCAACAGCUGUGAUUGGAUCCGUGCGAGGUCGAAGAUAAAUAAACAUCAGAGGCGUAACGAUAAGUGAAACACGUGUCUAAAGUGCAGUGUGUAAAUUUGACUUGAACUUAGCCAUCACACCGGUGCCCCGGCGCGGAGUAGAAUCCAUUACGAGACAGGUGGAUCAUCAUGAAGAAAUCAACGUUGGAUAGCAUAGCCAUUCUGCUGGCUGAACUGAUCGGCACUGGCCUGCUGGUGAUGCUGGGAUGCAUGGGUUGUGUGUCCGGACUGGGUCAUGUACCGUCCCACUUCGAGCUGUGCAUAAACUUUGGCCUGGUGGUUAUGAUCAUCGUACAGGUGUUCGGAUGCGUUUCCGGAGCACAUCUCAACCCAUCGGUCACAGUUGCCGCCUGGGUUUAUGAAAUGGUCUCGACAAAGAUGGCGCUCGGCUACGUCGUAGCCCAGAUCAUCGGGGCCUUCAUGGGUUUCGGUGCAUUGAAGCUACUAACUCCCGGCGAUGUGUUUUCAAAUGCGCUGGAAAACGGAGCAGGUUUCUGCGUGACUUCACCCAAUCCCAGAAUCACCUUGGCUCAAGCAGUUGGAAUUGAGUAUCUGGCAACCGGAGUGCUGGUGCUGGUCUGUUGUGGCGUCUGGGAUCCUCGCAAUGCCAAGCAUCAUGAUUCGGUUGCUCUGAAGUUCGGUUUCACCAUCGGUUGUCUGGCCGUUGCAGCCGGUCCCUACACCGGUGCCAGCAUGAACCCGGCUCGUUCCCUCGGACCCGUUCUAUGGAACGGUGACUGGACCGCCCACUGGGUGUACUGGGUCGGACCACUGACGGCCGCCUUCAGCAUUGCCUUCCUGUACAAAGCCGUGUUCCGACGUGAAGUGCCGCAGCUAACCGGCUCGCCCAGUGAGCUUACCGCGCUGAACACCGAGAAAUGAAUCUGUUCGGUUUUGGCUUUACGUUUCUAUGCGAAGCACGGAACAUCAACCAAUGCCAAAAUCGUUUUAAAAAAAAGUAACUGCAUUUGAAUAGUACUAGUGCCGUUCCGGGGCUCAAAUGAACUGGCUUACAAUACUACUAGUAGGAAGAGAUAAUCAUAAUUAAAAUUGAAAUUAUUUUUAGAUUCACUUGAAUCAGUGAAUAGAAAAUCACUUCUCUGUUAUAAGUUACAUGAAGAUUGCGAUUAAUUGCAAAAUAAAGAUAUUAUCUGUUUAUAAAUAACCUCUAGAAUAA